AAAAGUGGAGUCUCUUGAAUCGGCGGCGCCCCUACUCAACAAGGAGUAUCACUUCUAUCGGAUGAUGUGGCGUCACAGUUUAAUAACUGGAAUACCAGAGGUUUACUAUUUUGGAACGUGUGGCAAAAAGUAUAACGCACUGGCCAUGGAGCUGCUGGGGUCCAGCCUUGAAGAUCUUUUUAAGUUGUGUGGUCGGAAACUUUCAUUGGAAACUGUCCUUAAGAUUGCGUUUCAGACGAUCGAUAGAUUGGAGAUGGUACACAGUGUCGAUUUGAUACACUGUGACGUGAAACCUUCACACUUUCUUGUCGGCCGAAGUCAUACAAAGAAGGAAGACGUCAUCCACCUAAUCGGUAAAGUUUUCCGCAAAAGUUUAUCUUUCUGA
Molecule: messenger RNA, 385 nt
Organism: Daphnia pulex (common water flea)
Lineage: Eukaryota; Metazoa; Arthropoda; Branchiopoda; Diplostraca; Daphniidae
Product: casein kinase I-like
Exons: 3
Coding region: 62-385 (107 amino acids)
Biological process (GO): positive regulation of canonical Wnt signaling pathway; signal transduction; peptidyl-serine phosphorylation
Cellular component (GO): cytoplasm; plasma membrane; nucleus
Molecular function (GO): ATP binding; protein serine/threonine kinase activity
Source: RefSeq, a predicted model, not a curated record